AUGGAUUAUUGGUUGAUAAAUCGAUUUCCCACAACAAGAGCACUAUCAUUUCUCUUUAUUUUUCCCCUUCAAAUCCUCUCAAUCACCGUUUGCCCAAAAUCGGAUCAUUUAAAAUUAAUACAAAAGGAAAAACACUGUCCUGAUUUUAAAGAUGAAGCAAAUAAAUCGUACUGUUGUCCGUCGAAAGUAUCGAUGGGUUCAUACUUUUGUUGUACCCUGGAGGACAUUGAGAAGAUCGAGGCCGAGGAAAGCUCGCGACAGUGGCGACUUUUCAUCACAAAUUAUCUUGCUGUGAUCAUUUUGACGAGUCUCGCCUCCGUUUGUCUCAUCAUCAUCAUUACAUCGAUUCUCUGCAAGAAGAUCAAACGCUGUCCGCUUUAUCGAGAUCAAAACGUAAUUGCAAACACAAUGACGACAACAGUUUCAAUGUACAGACCAGUGGACACAAUACCGCCGAAAAUCUAUGAAGCUCCUCCACCCUACGAUUUGGCGUUCUCGGAUCGAACACAAAACGAUUGGAAUUGCUUGGUGGAAAAUGAGGUGAAUCGAGAUCGACGAACGCCUCCACAAACGCAA
This is a messenger RNA of Mesorhabditis belari, 576 nucleotides long. The record is from the annotation of a GenBank genome assembly. NCBI's taxonomy places the organism in Eukaryota, Metazoa, Nematoda, Chromadorea, Rhabditida, Rhabditidae.